Messenger RNA from Nerophis lumbriciformis (worm pipefish), 1461 nucleotides. Lineage: Eukaryota; Metazoa; Chordata; Actinopteri; Syngnathiformes; Syngnathidae. The record is from RefSeq and is a predicted model, not a curated record.
AUGGGCUUUCCGACCCAUGGAUUUGUUGUUUGCAAAUUCACUUUUCUUUUUGCUUUUUUAGUGGCCGGAGAGGGGCGACUCAAGGGUUUUGGUAGAUUUAAUGAAAUACACCGACAUGCGUCGGACGAGCAAUGGUUCAUGCAGAAACUAGAUCACUUCAAUGGAGCAGACGACAGAAUGUGGAAGCAGAGGUACUUUGUAAACGAUGCCUUCUACAAGCCGGGUGGGCCUGUGUUUCUUAUGAUCGGUGGUGAGGGUCCAGCCAAUCCAGCUUGGAUGCAACAUGGUACCUGGCUCACUUAUGCAGAGAAACUUGGAGCAAUUUGCUUCAUGUUAGAGCACCGCUUUUAUGGAAAGAGUCAUCCAACAGUUGACCUGAGCACGGAGAACUUGCGGUACCUCAGUAGCCGACAGGCUUUGGCUGACCUGGCCCACUUCCGCACUGUAAUAGCUGAGACCCAAGGACUGGCCAACAUGAAGUGGGUGGCAUUUGGGGGGUCGUACCCAGGUUCUUUAGCAGCUUGGUUUAGGCUGAAGUAUCCUCAUCUGGUGCAUGCCUCUGCAGCUACCAGCGCACCUAUUCACGCGACAGUCAACUUUCCAGAGUACCUGGAAGUUGUGGGACGCUCUUUGGCUUCCGAGGACACACAGUGUCCUCUACUGGUAAAAAAGGCUUCAGACACCUUAAUAGAGCGACUCAAAGAUCCCUCAACCUAUGACAACAUCACCAAAGACUUUAACUUAUGUUCCAAACUGCAGAUUCAGACAGAGACAGAUUCUGCCUACUUCCUGGAAAUACUUGCUGGUAACUUCAUGGAUGUGGUCCAGUAUAAUGAAGAUAACAGGGGCUUUGAGGGUAUAGUUGGCACCAAUAUCACAAUCAAGGUGCUCUGUGCGGUGAUGGCAGACACAUCACUUGGAGACCCAUAUGCCCGAUAUGUUGCUGUGGCCCAACUCAUGAUGGACACAUUUUCAAUGAAAUGCCUGGACGCGAGCUUCAACAACAAUCUGAGAGACAUGACUAAUACAUCCUGGGAAGGGCCAGCCGCAGAGGGAGGGAGACAGUGGGUCUAUCAGACCUGCACUGAAUUUGGAUUUUAUCAAAGCACUGAUUCGCCAAACCAGCCAUUUGCUGGCUUCCCUCUGGAGUAUCAUGUGAAACAGUGUGCAGACUAUUACAAUGUCAGUGCUGAGCAACUUGCAAAGGCUGUGGCUGAAACCAACGAAUAUUACGGCAGCUAUGACAUCCACUCCACCAGAAUCAUUUUCCCUAAUGGGUCCAUUGACCCCUGGCAUGCACUGGGAAUCACUCAAGACAUUAAGGCUGAACUUCCAGCCGUCUUCAUUAAAGGAACAGCCCACUGUGCCAACAUGUACCCUGCCAGCUCCGAGGAUCUCCUCCAGCUAACGCUUGCCCGAGAUCAAAUCUUCUUACAUCUGCAACAAUGGUUAAAGCAAUAA